AUGGGUUACCCAUCUUCAACCCCCGGUAGCCCUUCGGUAACCCCCUUGAACUUAGUCGUCGCAACCCCGAAGGAGGUGUCGCAACUGGUGGAAUAUCAUAUCCGCGAAGGUGUGCCCUUGCUCACUAGAAUGGUCGUCACAGGCGCGGUGCUCACGUUCUGCGGUUUGCUCUGCUUUGACGAUCUAAGCCAUGUGCUGGUGCAUACCGACCUGCUCCAUAUCUACGGAGAUCGCGUGGAAAUCUUUUUAUUCAAAAGCAAGACCGACCAGCACUGCAAGGGUGCCUUUGUGACCAUCAGCAGAAUCGGCGGGCCGUGCUGCCCGGUGCUUCCUUUUGGAGCAGCUGCGGACACCACGCAUGUCGAGGAGGUCGUGGCGGCACUCCCGUCUACAGUCGAGGCUAUGCCUUUUCACAAGUUCCGCGACAUGCUCUGGACGUUAUGCACGGAGGCAGGCGUGCAAAAGCUGGGGCGGUGGAAGAGUAACACCGUUUUCGAGUUUGCAUACGUCCGCGAGGACGGGGCGUGGCGGCGAGCAGUGACGGCACACAUCCCGCUAGGGUACAUUCCCCGUAACACCUAG
Messenger RNA from Volvox carteri f. nagariensis, 582 nucleotides. RefSeq lists its product as uncharacterized. Lineage: Eukaryota; Viridiplantae; Chlorophyta; Chlorophyceae; Chlamydomonadales; Volvocaceae. The coding region runs from base 1 to 582 and encodes 193 amino acids. The transcript has 4 exons. The record is from RefSeq and is a predicted model, not a curated record.